This is a messenger RNA of Rotaria socialis, 1290 nucleotides long. The record is from the annotation of a GenBank genome assembly. NCBI's taxonomy places the organism in Eukaryota, Metazoa, Rotifera, Eurotatoria, Philodinida, Philodinidae.
AUGACUAAGAAAAGUUCUUCAGUUGCAUCGUCACCAGCAGCUUCAGUUGAUAAUGUUGUUGCAGUCGGUCGGUUUGUUUGUUCGAUGUGCGCAAAAGUCUAUCGAUCUGGUGCUGGAUUAAGGUAUCAUAAACGAAAACGUCAUCGUGGCAUGGUUGAACCAACUGCACUUCACCGAGUCAAAUGUCAAGAACUAGGUUGUACAUAUCAGAUGUUGGCUAUUUCUGAUCUUAGAAAUCAUCUCGCUAAUCAUCAUCAAAAACCUGAAUAUAAAUGUACAGAAGAAAAAAAAUUCACAAGUGUAGCAGAUUUUACCGAUUGGAAAUCUACAUUCGAAACUAGUACUGGUUCGAAAUAUGUUAAAAACUGUGGUGCCAAGGGUAAAUCGGAUAAUCAAACAACAGAAUAUUAUUAUUGCAAUCGAACCGGACCGUUUGGUCAAGGUUUACGCCGUAACAAAGCACAAGGCUCAUUGCGUGGCGGAAUUCAUUGUACAUCAUCAAUGAAAGUUGAAAUACAAAAUGAUGAACAUAUUACUGUUCAAUAUUAUCCAGCUCAUUAUGGACAUUCAAAUCUACCAGCAUCUGAUGAACCACAACAUUUAUCUGAAAAUAGUACAACUAUGACCGGUGUUAAUAUUCAUCAUCAACAGCAGCAGCAACAACAACAACAACAGCAACAACAGCAGCAACAACAACAACAACAACAACAACAUCAACAACAUCAUCAUCAUCAUCACCAACAGCAACAACAGGAUAAUUCACAACAGGGUGCUGAUCGUUCAUCAUCGUCAUCGCCAGGUUCGUCAUCAACAAGUCCUUCUGGUGGUUCGAAUUCAAAUUCAAAUCAUCCACCGAUGAACAUUGAAAGACAAUCGAUGACACAAGCGAACUCUUUUCUUAAGAAUAAUCAAACUAAUAUUAACAAUACUACUAUAACUAAUAAUAUUUAUAAUAAUCAUAAUAUGAAUCAUUCAAUGCAAAAUCAAAUGUCUCAUUGUAUAAUAAUAUCACCGUCGUUUAUGGUCGAAGAAAAUCUUUCUACACAUUCAAACCAUCAUACGCCGGUGUUUGUUGUUCAACAACAUUUACCGACAUCAUCGAAUGCUAUAAUUAGUCCUCCAGCGAAUUUACCGAUUAAAAAAGAAAAAUGUGUAUCAGAUAUAAUGCAUGAAGCAUUUCAGUUAUUAUCCUAUUGGCCGUUGGAUCAUCAUCAUGGUUUAAUAACGUCAGAGAAUGAACAACAAAUUUCCCAUUCUCGUUUUAAUAUGGAUGAACAUCUUAUGUUCUGA